Messenger RNA from Parascedosporium putredinis, 6354 nucleotides. Lineage: Eukaryota; Fungi; Ascomycota; Sordariomycetes; Microascales; Microascaceae. The record is from the annotation of a GenBank genome assembly.
AUGGCCUCGACACCGCGCCCGCGGCCUGGGCACUUCCCGCAAACUCCCGCCAAUGGCCCCCGUGCGAGCACCGGGAGUGUCGGCAGCGGCAGCAGCGGCGGCGGUAGUGGAAAUCGGCGAGAGUCGAGAUUCUCUCUUCCUGAUGCUCCCGAAGCGAACCCUGUGCAACCCGCCAACCCGCCCGUGAUUCCGCUCACGGUGAUCGAUGCCCCGACGCAACGGUUCUACGCCGCGGCUUUCUACGUCGCUCUCCUCUGCUGGAAACUAUAUGACUGGAUCCACGUAGUCGAGAACCACGAUGUCUCGUUGCCGUUGCUCAUCAAAUGGAGUGUCAUUGACUUCAUCUUCCUCUUUGGCUUGCCUGAGUUGAGGAUACCAUGGCUAGAGCUCUCUCAGCAAGCUGUCUUGACCCUCUACGCCGGACACAUGGUUUUAAACUACAUGUUGAUGUUUGAUAUCCCGUUGCCCUUCCAAGGUUGGCUCUUGGCCGCGGGCAAGGCUUUCUUUGACAAGGAAAUGGCUCUUUCCGAGCACACUGUUCGAGUGUCUAAUAUCCUCCAUAACAACUCCUUGAUCAUGGGAAAGCAAAUCAUCAACAUCCUUCCAGAAGGCUCUGCCAUCUUGAACCGAAAUGGCACGCCUUUCUGCAUAGGCCCGGGUUCCCCCUCCAUCAAGCUCCCUCUUCAGUUCAAUGGUACCAUGCCCGUUGAGAUUGAGCUUCUUCGCAUCGACCUCGAAAGCUCACAACACGAGACCAUUAAGCUAUCUAAGCGUGAAGUGGCCAGUAUCGUGAAGGAAAUGAAGAGUCAAAUGCUGGAUUCCGGUUCUGAGGAGGCUGAGGGUUGGUACGUCAUCAAGAAGCCCGGCGUCUAUCGUCUGGGCAAAGUUUUGGACGAGUACAAGCUGGAGGUUCAGCGGGCGGCUCGCGAUACCUACGUCGUCCCCUGCCCCAAGGCGAGCUUCCGCAGCCUGGAUUCCUCGAACCGAUGCAUUCGUGACCUAUCUGACCUCUAUCUUGAUGUGGAGGGAACACCUCCUCUUAAAAUCCUCUAUGGUAGGACUGUUAACGGCAUCGACAACGGUUUCCAUUUUCAAAGCUUGCAACCGGACGGUUUUACGUCGCCCUUAGUUUCAGCCUCCUCGGGAAUUGUGGCCUCUGAUGCGGAUGUUGAUGACGUCUCGUGGGUGCGGGCCGCUAAGGUUCGCGUUCCCCUCAAUGAAUCUUUGACGACCGCUGGCGAGUGGCAGUACGUUAUCAACGAAGUCCACGAUGCCUUUGGGAACGUCGUCAGCUACACGCCCUCUCCCGACGAGAUCGACCCUAAGCCCCGGCCAAAGCACCUGGUUCAAGACUUCUUUGUGAACGAGCGCCCCCGCGCUCGUCUCCGAGGCUGUGACCUCCGGAACCCUCUCAAGGUUGCCAAGGGCCAUUCGACUAAACUCCCCAUCGGAAUUACAAUGGCUGGCCCUGCUAGGAAUGACACAGGCUAUUCCUCUGGUUUGUACACCCUGACUUCCGUCUCCAGCAAGUACUGUCAGGGUGAGGUCGAGGAGCCAUCCUCCUGCAUGCUCCUCAACCCCCUCGAACCCCAGCUCUCUAUCCGCGCUGAAGACAUAUCGGACAAGUGCGCGGGUAACUCGGUCGGUCUUCGCGUCGACCUUGAUCUGAUGGGAACGCCGCCUUUCUUGGUUCGCUACGAUGUUAUCACGAGGACUGGCACGAAGCAUGAGUAUGUUGAGAUCAAGGGUCUCCGCCACCAGCUCGAGCUUCGUCCAAAGGAAGCUGGCAAGCAUAAAUACAUGUUUAGGGCCAUUGAUGACGCUGUCUACACUGGCAAGGCCCUCACCGGUGAGGGCAUGACGCUUGAACAGGAUGUGAAGCCUGCCGCGUCUGCUGUUAUCCAGCAUCCCACGGGUAGCACGACUGCCUGCCUGGACGACGAUGUCGAGGUAGAUAUCACGCUACUCGGGGAUGCUCCGUUUACUCUGGAGUGGGAGAUUGUCCAUGAUGGAAGAAAGAAGCCCGCCAAGGCUACUGACAUCAUGGACCCCAACUUUAAGAUCAAGACGGCACCCUUCAGCAAGGGCGGUGAUUACAUCCUUGCACUUAACAGUGUGCAGGAUAAGAGUGGGUGCCGCACUUUCCUCAAGGACGAACUCAAGAUCUCUGUGAGGCGGCAGAAGCCUCGCGCUGCCUUUGGCCUCAUCGAGAAUAAGCGCAGCGUUAAGGCGGUUGAGAACACUAAGCUGGAACUGCCUCUUCGUUUGCAAGGUGAGGGACCAUGGAAGGUUUCUUACCGCAACAAGGAGGUCGAUGCUACCCUGCAGACACAAAUUUCCAACCCCAACGGCCAUAUUCCCGUCAAGUACCAAGGCGUGUACGAGAUCAUUGAUGUCUCGGACAGGCAGUGCCGUGGAUCUGUGGACCCCGACGCAUCGACUUUCCAAGUCGGGUGGGAGCCGCGCCCCGAUAUUUCGCUUUCUCCUUCCAUCUCCAUCUCCGGCGAAGGCAAGAGUUUUGUCAAGAACGACGUCUGUGAAGGCGACAUUGAUGGCAUGGACCUGAGUCUUGUUGGACGUGCCCCUUUCCACGUGGAGUACGAGGUACGCCACACGUCGCCAACAGGCAGCGGCUCGAUCCAGAACAAGAGGCUCGACGUCGCUCAGUUCAAGGCCUCCAUCCCCUUAGAUACCUCGAAGCCGGGCACUUAUGCGUAUCGAUUCCACUCACUGGCGGAUAAUCUAUACAACAGCGAUAGGAACUUUAGCCCAUUGGUGCUCAAGCAAGUAGUCAACGCCAAGCCCACGGCCUCCUUUAUCAAGCCGGGCUCGUCCUUCAAGUACUGCAUGGCGGAGCAGGAGAAGGAGGAUUCCAUCCCUAUUAACCUCACCGGCCAGGCUCCCUUCUUCAUUGAGCUUGAGAUCAAGCACCAUAGUGGUGUUAUGCCUGAGACCUUUACCAUCCCGUCUAUCGAAUCUACGCUGCACAACAUUCAGAUUCCUCGACGCCACCUUAGGCUUGGCACUCAGCAAGUCCGAAUCCGAACCGUGCGGGAUUCUAGGGGUUGCCAACAGACGUACGAUGUUGGUGGGCCUUCUGUACAGGUCCACCUUUACGACGCCCCCGCCAUUUAUCCCCUCGAAACCCGAACGGACUACUGCGUUGGAGAACGCAUCUCCUUUACCCUCUCGGGUACGCCUCCGUUUGAGAUUGCGUACGACUUUGGCGGGAAGCGCAUCGCCAAGAGCCCAACGACCAACUUUAGGCGUAUUGCCGAAAGCCCCGGGAUUUUCACCGUCACCAGCAUCUCGGAUAAGGCAAGCGAAUGCCACGCCGCCGUCAACAUCACCAAAACCAUCCACCCGUUGCCCAGCGUCCGCAUCAGCCAAGGCAAGCAAGUUCAGGUUGACAUCCACGAGGAACAGAAGUGGAGAUUCACUUUGAGUUCUGGGGGUCAUCCUAGCACAGUGCUGGAAACGAGACACGACAUUUCCUACGAGUCGACCAAAAUCGUGCGUGCCUCGCUUGAGGGCACCUACGAAGUUGUGGCGAUCAAGGACAACCAUGGAGUCGAGUCCGAAGAGGCGCAAGAUGUCAGCCGGCAUUACGACUUUGACGAAAACGGACCUAACAUUCAACCCACAAGCUGCGACACAAAUCGCGACAGCAAGCACUUUUGUCUUGGGUGCACAGGAACUCCUAAAAGAUGUGGAAGUGGACUACAAGAAGGCUUUGGGGAAGUGGACAAGGUGCUUUUCAAGUUGAGGGAGGUAAUUGGGGGUAUCCAAGGCCAUGAGCCGCUACCGAUUUCGGAAGCGACGAAGAAAGUCGAGAAGAAGAGCGGCAUCGUUAUCCCUUGGCCGUCGCCUCCACCCACCCCGGAUGUUCCCUACAAGUUCGGCUACGCGCCCCCUCCCAGUACAACGUGGACCCUCCAAGGAGGAGCUGUCCGGGUCUCCCUUUACAACUCUACCGUCAAGGCCGAGGAAACCUUUAUUCCGUAUCUCCAGGUCCUCACCCUGGCAAGAAACGAAUGCCCCUCCUUUGACAAGGCUUGCAUGCUCGGCCGGAUUUGGCUCCAGCAAAGAGGCUUCGGAAGUGCCGUGUCAGCCGGUGGUUUUGGCCACUUUGAGUGGUCUCUCAUGAUUGCUCUUCUCAUGCAGAUGGGGAGUCGGAAAGGCCAAGCAGCCCUGUCCUCGUCACUUAGCGCUACGGCCUUGUUCAAGGCGGCGGUCCAGUUCAUUGCGUCCACCAAUUUCAUCACAAAGCCGUUUCUCUUCAAAGCAUACAAGCCCGGCAAUGACGCUGUCCGGGAAAGCGGCCCCGUCAUGUUCGACCCUGUUCGGGAACUCAACAUCCUCCACAAGAUGACGCCGUGGUCGGCGAUUGUGCUCCAGAAGCACGCUAAAUCCACGCUGGAGCUGCUGAGCAGGCCUCUCGAGGAUCAGUUCGAACCCAUCUUCAUCGCGAGGGCCGACCUGCCUCGUCAAACCUUUGACGCCCUGGCCCAGGUCGAUGUCGACGCCUCCGGGGUAGAUGCGCAGCUUGAAGCGGAUCUAGGGCUCACCAGGGCUCGUAGCACCGAGAUAUACACCGUCCUUACCAAAGCGCUCGGGGAUCGGGUGCAGCUCGUUCAUGUCGGGUGGGAUCAGCCGGACUCCUGGGUGGCUGGUGUGUCUCCGCCACAGGCGGGCAACAAAGGCACUCGUGAGGCGGCAGCGUUCCGUAAGUUUUGGGGCACAAAGGCUGAGUUGCGACGUUUCCAAGACGGUCGAAUCCUGGAGUGCGUCCCUUGGGAGAGCAACGAGGCCUUCAGCCUUUGCAGGGAAAUCAUGACCUACUCUCUCAAGAAGCACCUAGGGGAAUCUACGAACCCUAUUCUCCCGAAAACCGGCAUUGAGGGCCUCGGCCCUCCGGCGACCGAGGUUACGGUGUUCAAUAAGAUCCUUGACAUUUUCCGGGAACAAGAAAAGACGAUCCGCGGUCUCGAGGGCAUGCCUCUGCAAAUACGGCGCUUCUCCCCCAUAUCUACCCAGGCCCAGUACGCGAGAAGCGGGAGCGAGUCCGGUGCGGCGGCCAACGUGCCCGUUUUGGAAGUCGUUCUCUUUUUCGAGACGUCCAACCGGUGGCCCGAGAAUCUCGUGGCGAUUCAGGAAACUAAGCUAGAUCUUCUCCUGGACAUUGGCCAGCGCCUUUCCGAGGCUUCGGGCACCAUUGAGACCUACCUCGGACGCGACAACGUAGAACUAGGCAUCGAAAACCUCGGCUACCUCGACGUCGUCACGGUUGCACCACUCACAAUCCGGGUACGCGUACACAGCGAUAUGGAGCGGACGCUGCUCGAGCGCCAGAUUAGCAACAUCACGCUGAGUCCGCAAGUCCGGGCGGAGGCGGAGCAAGCUCUUGAAAAGUUCAAGUGGCAGUACGAAAUCCUCCCGCUCCACUUCCAGGUGGUGGCGACCUCCUGCACGCGUUUCCCCGCGAUGCAAGCCACAAUUAAUCUGGUCAAGUACUGGUUCGAGUCACAGAUGCUCUCGUCACACUUUAGCACGCAGCUUCUCGAAGCGAUAGUACUCUACGUCUUCUUGCAACCGCAGCCUUACGGCGUGCCGACGACGGGCUCUACGGGCCUGAUGCAGGUACUUUUAUUCCUCGCGCGAUGGGACUGGCGGGACGAGCCGCUCAUCGUGGAUUAUGCGGGCCACGAUAUCUCGGCGACGGAGCGGUCGGCCAUGUACAAGACAGUAGAGGAAUGGCGGAAGCGAGACGGGAGCAUGAAGAACCACGUCCUCUUCGUCGCCACAUCGCACGACAAGUCGGGUGAGGCGUACACAGGGUACGGCAGGGGCCCAUCGCGGAUGGCCGCCAUGCGCAUGACGGCGCUGGCCAAGGCGGCGACGAAGCUCGCGCGAGAGGACAGCUCCAAAUUUUCGGCGCUGGCCAUGUUCCAGAGGUCGCUGGAGGUGUACGACGUGGUGCUGCACCUCUCGGAGAAGGAGCUCAGCCGGGUGAUGCGGCUAGCGGGCAGCGUGCCGGCCGAGGCCAAGCAAUCCCGAUUCAAGAACCUGGACGGCAUGACCGGGGUGGCGACGCAGCCGAUCGCGACGUGGCCGGUGGUGAGGUUCGUAGAGGUGCUCCGAGACGUGGCGGCCAUCGGGGCGGUGUGGAAGCCGAAGCCGGCGCAGCAAAAGUUUCGGGUUGGCCUGCCGUACAACUUGAAGCAGGUGGAUGCGGAGCUGGAUAAAGUGGCCGUGGAUCGGACCGCGAUCCUGGCGGAGAUUGCGAGGAUCGGAGGGGAUCUGAUUCGGGAGAUUGAGGAAACUUCGGGCCGGGAAGUGGAGAUGCGAUCCUAA